GAACAUUGACAAUCACAGUGUAAACAUUGCUGAGUGAACACAUCUGAGGACAUCUUGACAAUGUCAACAUUUUCCAAAUCAACAAAAACAACCACAACAUCACCACCACAACCACGAUAUUGCACCUUACCCACCCAACAAGGAGAAGCCUUCACAUAUGCCCUGUAUCUACAUCGCGAAGAGUUAAGGAGAAGCCGUUCUUCAGUCGGUGUCAAACGCACCAAGUUGCUGCUCACACAAGAACUCAUCUCGAAAACUAUUAAAAAUAUCAACAAAUGUUCAGCCGAUGAUUUACAAAUUCUCAGCCGUGAGACGAUUUUCAAAAAGAAUUUACAUCGCGAAAUAGCCCGACAGAGACAUCGCCAUUAUUUGCAUAUGUUGCGUCUGAAGAAUCAGCAGCAAGAAAUAAUUGCCGAGAACCGGGAGUAUUUACAUGGAGAGAGUUGUCGUGCGAGGCAAGAGUUGAAUCAGAACUCGUAUAAUGCGGCAGGCCAUGGAAGUUAG
Musca domestica (house fly) is the source of this 504-nucleotide messenger RNA. RefSeq lists its product as uncharacterized. The coding region runs from base 61 to 504 and encodes 147 amino acids. The record is from RefSeq and is a predicted model, not a curated record. The transcript has a single exon. NCBI's taxonomy places the organism in Eukaryota, Metazoa, Arthropoda, Insecta, Diptera, Muscidae.